Molecule: messenger RNA, 3317 nt
Organism: Porites lobata
Lineage: Eukaryota; Metazoa; Cnidaria; Anthozoa; Scleractinia; Poritidae
Source: the annotation of a GenBank genome assembly
AUGCACCGUGCCUGUCCUGUUUUUAUAUUUUUUCAAAUUCUUCUUAUAUCAGAAUUUCAACGGAAAGCAUUAUCUGAUGAUGGAGUGAUUAUUGCAAAGGAUAAACAGAUUCUAGUUUUAAGAGCUAGGCGGAGUGUCAGCGGCUCACAGCCGCUGAUUCAAGGUUCAGUAGCUGGAACUCCGUCUGCCUUGAAUAUUGCAUCAUCAUACAAAGGGCAGCCCUCAGGACAAUCUCUGACGCCUUUUGCCCGGGCAACUGGGCAAAGCAUAACGGCAGUGUCAGCGCAACCAGUAGUACAACCUUCUACGUUGAAUGUCAAAACACAAACCGAAGGACAAGAUACAAAUUCAAUUCAGCAAACUACGGGCCAGUCUAAAGGAACAGGGUUACCCAAUGGCGAAGAACUCGAAGAAGAUCCUGAUAUGGAUCAAAAUUCUAACGACGAAUUGGAUGAAUAUGACGAUUCUGAAACUGAUCCCGAAGUAUUGACGGAUUGUUGUCGACGCCGUCGUCGAAAAUGUCAUUGCUUUCGUCAACACUUUCGGUAUCCUCGACGACGGCGAUUACGGGGCGGGGGAUCAAGACUAAGAGAACCAAUGGACGAUGAUUAUUAUUUUGACAGGGACCGUGAACGGGUUGACGAUUGGUUGGAUUUUAGAGGAUCCCCCGAUUACUAUGGAGACAAUGCCGAGGGAGGUAAUGGAGGAAAUAGAGGAGGUAACGAAGGUAACGAAGGUAACACGGGAGGUUAUGGUGGUACCGGAGGUAACACUGAAGGCACCGGAGGCACUACGGGAGGCUAUGGCGGCACCGGAGGCACUGGAGGCACUAGAGGAGGCUAUGGUGGCACCGGUGGUACUGGUGGAGGUUACGGUGGCACCGGAGGGACUGGUGGAGGUUACGGUGGCACCGGAGGGACUGGUGGAGGAGGUGGUGGCGGUGGUGGAGGAAGAGCUGAGGGAACUGGUAAGGAAUUGACCACGUAAGAGCAAUAAGGAACUUUAUGAAAGAAAUUGCCAUUGCCAUAUUGGAACGAUGAGCUGUAAAACAGGCUUAAAAACAUAUAUAAAUCGUUUUCACAUGACCUCACUGCGGCCAUGUUGCAGUGCAAAACCGUCAAACGUCGGUCACGUCGGUGUAUAAAAAAAAAUUCCUGUGGGGAUUGAACUCUUUCAUGAUGUAAAAACUUUGAUUUGUUCCGAAAAAUUUGCAGAGCUGGUGGCCGCGUGAGUGGAAAUGAUCUUUACACCAGACACAUUCUGUUCAGGGCCGUAGCCAGUAUGAGGCGAACCGAGGCACUCGCCUCGGUAAAAUUUUACCAAAUACUGUCGAUUUUUAUUUUUUUUAUCAGACUGAUAAUAUUAGAAGAUUUCAUACGGCUGAUUUCGUACAACGGACCGUGUGUUCGCCUCGGUUGUAGUUUCUUCCUGGCUACGGCCCUGCUGUUAAUUUCCUAUCAUUUUUUUUCAUACUCAGGAACAGUUUUGUAGCUCCUACAAGCUUAUUCUUUCAUCUUCAAUUUAUUGUUUAAAUCUUUUUACUUACUCAGAUUGUUGUUGUGUCAAGUGGGGAGGACUAAAACCUCACGUUGAGUGGGUAAACGUUCCAGUGUGUUACCGUCCAUGUGAGUAUUUUCCUGCUGUAUGCACCGCUGCAUUCAUUUACUCUGUUCAUUGUAAACUAGGGAACUUAAGAUGGAGACGUUUUCGGGGCGACGGCGACCGGACUGGCAGAGAAAGCCUGGAACUAAGGCAGCCGUCGCUCCCCGUCAAAAAUAGAACAUUAAGAUCGCAGUGAACUCAGAAGGACGGCGCCUUUAAUUAGAAGAAUACCGAAGAGGAAAAUAUGGCUUCACAUAAAGAAUUAAGAGAAUAAAUAUUUGCUAUGCAGACAACAUGUAUCGGAUGAAGAGUUUCUCGUUUUGUGGAAAAAUUAUGAGUCCAAAAAUCCCGAUUUUCCUCGAGACAGUUACGAUCCGUUCACGCUAAGAAACAUGCGGGAUGCAGCUGAGUUCAAGGCAGAAUUUCGUGUUGAAAAAAAAUGAUCUCCACAGGCUUACCGAAGCCUUGCAAAUUACAGGAACAUUAAAAUGCUACCAAGGAACCAUAUUCUUAGUUUGGCAUUGAAAUAAUUCCCGGUAAAUACUUGCAUGCAACAACAACAACAACGGCAACAACUUUCUUUCAGUAUUCCCACGCCGAGUUAGUACAUGGUAUUACCUACUAUUCUAUAUAAUUUUCAAUGCGUUUCAUUUAUACGAUGUUCUAACGAAAAGAGCGAACUAAAAACACACAAUUGAAAUAUCGGAGUUCAUAUUUUUUGUCUGGAUACUUUUAUUUGGCUCGUGGGAAAAUUUUGUCCCAUGUCAAGCUCACUUACGGUUGGCUGUUUGCCAAGUUGGAUCUUGACCCUGUGAAAUGAAAACAUAGAAACAUUCAAAGAUGUAAGUUUAGCGAACAUAGCUUGGAAAUCGAGCUUGAAAUGUGCCUCAAAGAAAACAAGGACAAUUUACGAACGAUAAUCUGCAAAAUGUUGGUUGCUAAACGCAACAAACCUGAUUGAAAUGACAGUUAAAUACUCACGUUUUCGCCACAACGCCAAACAGACCAGUUUCACGUCGCCGACGGGACCACGACGGCAAGGUGGUGAGCACGAGCAUGCGCAAUAUCCAACAAAUGAUGAUGUCACGUCCGGUUGAAGUUGCCGUCGCCCCGAAAACGUCUCUAUCUUAAGUUCCCUAGUACUAUGACAGUGACGGCGACGGGAACAUCUUAGAAGCAGGUACAUCACACUUUUGGACGUUUUGGGUAUAUUUCUUCGCCUUCUCUGAACGACUACGACGUGAUCGUCCUAUUAUGACGUUUUUUGGAGGACGUAUUAAAAACACGAAAACAAAGCUUUAAUUCAUUCUACUUGGUCCCUAAGAUUUCAUGUUUAGGAAUUAAAAUUGUCUUGCGUAUGGGACAAAGUAAUCGAUUUGGAAUAAUCGCAAUGAAGUUUUAAAGAACGAGAUGCACUGUAAGAGGGACGUUUUCGACGCCGCCGUCAUCGUGGUUACUUAAUCUGUUUACCGUUCUCUCCUCACAAACGACUGUUGUUGUGUGGACUGUGUGUAUGUGAACGCCUUCAGCUUUAUUGUGUAUCCUGGUUUUUUUUUCAGGCUGUAUUGCCAAACCGCACUGCGAACAUUGUUGUGACAUUGAUUGCCACCAUUGUGCCUGUGAACCUUGCUGCGGUGGCUGUUGUUGCCAUCACUGUCCUUGCUGUCAUUGUUGUCAUCAUUGCUGCCACUGUUGUCAUUGUAGGAGGGAAAUAG